Messenger RNA from Lodderomyces elongisporus, 729 nucleotides. RefSeq names its product mitochondrial 37S ribosomal protein uS10m (gene RSM10). The transcript has a single exon. Gene Ontology annotation, molecular function: structural constituent of ribosome. Gene Ontology annotation, biological process: translation. The record is from RefSeq and is a predicted model, not a curated record. Gene Ontology annotation, cellular component: mitochondrion; ribosome; small ribosomal subunit. Lineage: Eukaryota; Fungi; Ascomycota; Pichiomycetes; Serinales; Debaryomycetaceae. The coding region runs from base 1 to 729 and encodes 242 amino acids.
AUGCUGAUUGUUUGCUCACAAAUAUACAAAAGGGCGUUCUCAACCCGAAGUAGCCGGUCACUUCAGAAGUUCCUCUCUCCAACGGAAUAUCUUGAAAAAACCGAAGCUAAAAAAUUGGAAGAUCGUCAAUUCCAAGAAACAUUACUUAACACUCCGUUCGAGUACUCGCCGCAAACAUUGAGCUCACGUGCUUUAAAAGAUGAAGGCCGUCCAGUUCCUCUUAAUGUUGAACUUUUGAAAUAUAAACCAUUAAGACUUCGCAAGACCCAUGGGGAUGAAGUUUGUCAAUUAUUUUUCCGUGGUUAUGAAGAACCGGAGCUUGCAAGAAUGGGUGAAUUUGCAGCAAGAGCAGCCUAUUAUUUGGGUAUCCCGAUGUCUCCACUUACUUCGUUAAAGACAGAGAAGAGAUUAUAUACGGUUAUCAAAUCACCUUUUGCACAAGCCAAGACAAAGCAGAACUUCCAUAGGAUUACGUAUAACAAGAAAUUGAUUGCAUAUGAUGCAAACGAUGAAGUGGUCGACAUGUGGUUGAGUUAUGUCAACAAAUACAAACUUCCACAAGUCGAGAUGAAGGCCACAAUCACCUCGCGCGAGAAAUUGAGUUACAACGAGGACUUGCAAAAUGCAGAAUUGGAAUUCCCACUGAGCUACGAGGGUAUAGAAGACCCUGUCGCAUUGAAGGUGAAAGAAUUGUUGGAAUCAGAGGAGUUUAAGAGACACUUGAAGUAG